This is a messenger RNA of Lachancea sp. 'fantastica', 1758 nucleotides long. The record is from the annotation of a GenBank genome assembly. NCBI's taxonomy places the organism in Eukaryota, Fungi, Ascomycota, Saccharomycetes, Saccharomycetales, Saccharomycetaceae.
AUGUCAUUUCGACUGUCCAAAUCUCAAUGGCGCUCUAUUGAAGGUGAAAAUGACGAAAUUAAGCCAGAGUUUGAGGAGACAGCUGGCGAAGGAGAUGAGGAGAUUAAGGAGUCCCGGCUGCAAAGUUUGAUCUCCUUACUAGCAAGCUCCCCGUAUGACAUUUUCUUGCAGAUAAAUGAGCAGAUUGAAAGUGUAGAUUGGGAUUCCAAAGCUGAAAGAGGAGCCAAACGAACUGGUAAUCUACUGACGGCAUCAUUUUUCGUUACACGGCUUCUUCAGGAUAAUCUUAUCAAGCCAAACAUUCACAACAUUGGCAAAAAACAUGAUUCGUUCGACUUGUCCAAGUCGCAAGCCCUGCGAAACUUAGAACUUUGGUCGCAGUCCGCUGCAAUGGGGCUAGCCGAUUCUCACUUAGAAUGGUAUUGGGAGUUUUUAAGGUGGUUGAAAAUAUUGCUUAGAGCUUCGUGGGCUUUUUUACUGCUUUUGAAUCUCAUUAUCAGCUAUAAAUUUCUACUGGCGAGGUAUCAAACCUACUCAAUGUUUUAUUGUCAAAGACGUCCACGCUCGAAAAACGUAACGAUAAGGUCACUGAACGAUUUGGGGUAUCGCUCGGCUGAGGAUAUUUCUAGAAGCUCACUGUGGCAAAUGAUAAAAGCAGUCUUUCCGCGCAAGCAUGCCAAGAAAGAGCAAUCAUUGGGAAAGUUCUAUUACGAGCUGAGAAAGUGGAGACCAGGUAAAUUUUGUGCUGCACUUUUCAGUACGUUCUCCCCGGUUUGCUUGAUCUUUCUCACAAUGACAGAAGUGUCAUUCAUUUCCCUCUUGCCACUGCUAGCUCACCAGUAUUUAUCGUUUUUGAUUAUCUACGAGCGAUACGAAGGUCGUCUCGAUGAUGAGGCGUGCCUUACCGAGGCCAGCCAUGCGGAAAUCAACGAAAAGAUAAUAAAACCCAAAAGUUCUGUCAAAACUCAGGAUGCCAUGGUUGACGCAACGCCCUACGGAGGCAGAUCAGCUGUAUUUUUUCCGUCUUUCACAACAACGAGAUCUCAUAUCUUCCGGACUCAUACAGUAACAGGAGACUUGAUCACAGAGCGUUAUAAUCCUGCCACCGAAGUAUUUGAAGACAUCGAACCUGCCGAUUUUGCUAAGAACUACGUGAGUAGGGAAGCUAUAAAUAUGCAAGACAGAACACCCAGGCAAAAGGCCAUCAAUGGUGCCGCUGUGCGUCCUGUUUUUUGGAGUCGACAGCCCAGUCCUGGCAAGAACGUCACGCCAUCGAGAUACAUGUAUUCCAAAGCGUCGCCGGCGUCUGCUCCUCUAACGCCCAACCUAAAGCCUUUGAAUGGGGCUGACUUUUCUACAAUGAAUAACGCCUCUGGCCAUAUGAAUAAGAGCGGUAGCACACACUACGAUUUGAGUGCGUCGCGGUUGAAUAAUAACUCCAGACUGCGGCGUAACUCCACAAGCCCGAUCAAACCUGUCGGAUACAUGAAUGCAACGGGAUUGCGCGGUAUUCACAGGCCAGUGAUUGAGGGAGAUAGCUCCGUCUCUUUUAGCAUGGACGGUAUUCAAGCAGAUCUACCCUUUGAGGACGUCGUUCGCCGAGGUCGUCGUACACACAUAGAUAAUCGCUUUUCAAGAGACUCUCCCACGGGUCGUUCAUCAGCAGCUUCUUCUCGUCGCAGCAGCAUAAGCCCUUUGAAAAGCGCCGGCAACACGUUCAGAGGUGAUACUUCUGAUUCGCGACCACCUUUUAGAUGA